AUGGAUCCUCGACACGAAGAAAUCGCGAACCAAGUUCAAGUAACAGCAAGAGCCUUUUGUCGUGACUUACGUGAAAACCCAGUAGCUGUGGAGGUGCUGCGCCACAAUGAAGCAGCAGCUCACAGCCGCUCUGCAAACUUGCAGAUGCUGGUGAAAACCUUGUCAGAGCUUGCGGAUAUUACGCACACACAACUAGAUAAGACAUUAGAGGAUGCGAAGUCAAAGAAAGAGCUUAUGAUAGUGGCUGAAAGCCGGCUCAAGCAAGCGGACGAUGAACGGUCGGCAAUUCGAGAAAAACUUAAAGAGACGCGCAAGGCUAGAGAAGAUGAGGACGCACUGCUGGAUGCACAAGUGCAAAAGCUGCGAGCCGAGUUGAAUGCAAUUAAUCAGAAUGCUUCGCAUGAAUUGGCAAUGAUAGAAACUGACGUCAAAGAAGCACAAGCUAAAUCAUAUGACCAAUAUUCGGACGAAAUGAAGGUGUUGUUGAAUCAAGCGUCUGUGCUAGAGUUACGAGCAGCGACGAUGGUGCAGGAGCAUCAAAAUGAAGAAGAUGCACUACGAAAGAAGAAGAUCAAAUUGGCUGCUGAGGUUGCAGCAGCGGUCGAGAAUUACGACAAGGCGCUUGAAAAAAUAAUUGAUGAGUUUCUUACGGAGAAAAAAAUGUUCCAAAACGAGCUGGAGAAGUGCGAGCAGUUUGAUGAACACUUUUUAAAGAUUGACGAGGAGCAAUCUCGUAUUGAUGCUGAAGAGCAUAUACUUGCAGGAAUUCGAGCGCUUGAGUGCGAGAAGCUAAUGAAAAUCUUCAACGCAGCCACCAAAAUUCAAAAAGUGUAUCGAGGGAUUCUGUGCCGCCGAGAGUACACUAAAAAAAUGACCAAGGGCAGAAAAGGCAAGAAAAGUAGCAAGAAAAGCAAAGCUAGCUUGAAAGGCAAGAAAAAAUAA
This is a messenger RNA of Plasmopara halstedii, 942 nucleotides long. Its product is annotated as IQ motif, EF-hand binding site. Gene Ontology annotation, molecular function: protein binding. The coding region runs from base 1 to 942 and encodes 313 amino acids. The transcript has 4 exons. NCBI's taxonomy places the organism in Eukaryota, Oomycota, Peronosporomycetes, Peronosporales, Peronosporaceae. The record is from RefSeq and is a predicted model, not a curated record.